GUGUAUGAAGGGAGGACGUGGAGAGUGGUCCUGAAGAUGAGGCGUCUGUACAGGAAGAAAGCCCUGAGUCUGGUGAAGGAGCUGGAUGCCUUCCCCAAGGUCCCAGAGAGCUAUGUUGAGACCACAGCCACAGGGGGGACAGGUAGGAUUUCACUCUCAAUGCUGAUUCAAUAGCCAUUACUUUGAAUGACAUCACUAAUGUUCUUCUCUCACCCAUUCGUAGUGUCCUUGAUAGCAUUCACUGCCAUGGCACUGCUGGCCUUCUUUGUGUAUCGGGAUACCUGGAUGAAGUAUGAAUACGAAGUGGAUAAAGAUUUUUCAAGGUACAAACAAAUGUUGAUUUUGUUUCAUCAGCUCUAAUUUGAGACUGAACUGUAUUUUACUGCAGGUACAUUAUCUUGGAAUCUGACAAGGCUUUUUCUUCAUUUACAGUAAAUUGAGAAUAAACAUAGAUAUUACAGUUGCCAUGAAAUGCCAACGUAAGUAUUCAACCUUAUCAAACAUUAUUUAUUACAAUUAUUCAUGAAAUCUUGACCUUUGAGACAAAGACUGAGUUGAUGGUGGGCUGUUUCAGAUGUGGGUGCAGACAUUCUGGACCUGGCAGAGACCAUGAUAACAUCAAAUGGCAUUCAGUAUGAGCCUGUGAGUAGAUCACUGAGCAUUCUAUUACAUACAAAUAGACUGGUGAUCCCAAACCCUGAUCUAUUUUCUUCCCUGUGUAUAAAUGUUCAGGUGAUUUUUGAGCUGACCCCGCAGCAAAGACUGUGGCACAGGUAAGCAGUUUACUGAGUUAUUUAAACGGUGACAUGCACACAUACUAUCACCCCAUAGUGGGCUGGAGAAAUGUAACCACUCUCAAAUUCAUAGACAGAGCUAUGGAUGUAAGGACUGACCAUCCAUGAUAUCAAAAUGAUAGUUGUAUUUUUUUUUUGAGGCUAUACAGUGUUUGUUUACAAGUAAGUUGUGUACAAACAAAGGAGUAAAACAAGCUUAUAUUUUGAGUUCUGAUUGGGUUAGACAGUUAAACUAAGCUCAUGAGGCAUUUAUAAUGUUUUAUUCUUCAAAAAUCAAUGGCUAUAUAUAAUGAAUUUAAAAGUCAGAAAAUGGAUGUAGCAAUUGCAGAUUGCCCCUUUAAGCACUUUGUUAAUAGUCAGAAAAUCUCACUCAACCACAUUCCAAAAUAAAAAUAUAUACAUUUUGUCGUCCUUCCUGUAUGAAAUUAGUAGUUAACCAGGUUCUCUCUCUCCCAACUCUCCUUAGGACUCUGUUGCUGAUUCAGAACAGGCUGAGGGAGGAGCAUUCUCUACAGGAGGUCUUGUACAAGAGUGUUCUAAAGGGAGCCCCUACGGCCUUGCCCCCUAGGUUAGUAGGCUGCCUUGCCCCCUAGGUUAGUAGGCCUGCCUUGCCCCCUAGGUUAGUAGGCCUGCCUUGCCCCCUAGGUUAGUAGGGCUGCCUUGCCCCCUAGGUUAGUAGGGCUGCCUUGCCCCCUAGGUUAGUAGGGCUGCCUUGCCCCCUAGGUUAGUAGGGCUGCCUUGCCCCCUAGGUUAGUAGGGCUGCCUUGCCCCCUAGGUUAGUAGGGCUGCCUUGCCCCCUAGGUUAGUAGGGCUGCCUUGCCCCCUAGGUUAGUAGGGCUGCCUUGCCCCCUAGGUUAGUAGGCUUGCCUUGCCCCCUAGGUUAGUAGGCUUGCCUUGCCCCCUAGGUUAGUAGGGCUGCCUUGCCCCUAGGUUAGUAGGGCUGCCUUGCCCCCUAGGUUAGUAGGGCUGCCUUGCCCCCUAGGUUAGUAGGCUGCCUUGCCCCCUAGGUUAGUAGGCUGCCUUGCCCCCUAGGUUAGUAGGCUUGCCUUGCCCCCUAGGUUAGUAGGGCUGCCUUGCCCCCUAGGUUAGUAGGGCUGCCUUGCCCCCUAGGUUAGUAGGGCUGCCUUGCCCCCUAGGUUAGUAGGGCUGCCUUGCCCCCUAGGUUAGUAGGGCUCUGAAGUGUUGUGAAAAUGCAUUGAGUACAGAUAUGUUUUCCUACAUAGCUAAUAGUAUGUGUGUGUGUCUUCAGAGAGGGCACCGCCUCAGAGCCCCUAAGUGCCUGUAGGAUACAUGGGCACGUCUACGUCAACAAAGUGGCUGGGAACUUCCACAUCACAGUGGGAAAGUAAGAUACCUGUACACUUUUCUAUAAGCGUGAUAUAUUUAAGCAAUAAGGCCCGAGGGGGUGUGGUAUAUGGCCAAUAUACCAUGGCUAAGGGCUGUUCUUAACCACGACGCAACACGGAGUGCCUGGGUACAGCCCUUAGCCGUGGUAUAUUGGCCAUAUACAACAAACCCCUGAAGUGCCUUAUUGCGAUUAUAAACUGGUUACCAACGUAAUUAGACCAGUAAAUAGUCAUGUUUUGUCAUACCCGUGGUAUACUGUCUGAUAUACCACGUCUUUCAAACAAUCAGCAUUCAGGGCCCGAACAACCGGUUUAUAUUUAAUAGUGCAUUUUGUAUGUAAAUCAUUCUUUAUGGAUGUAAUGGGGGAAAGCUAUGUAAUAAUGCCAAAGACUCAGAGGUUCAUGGAGUUUGUCUCAUACGUUAGAAGCUUCCAGGCUCCACAAAUGAAUGCUGCAAAUGAUUUAUGAGUCUAUAUGUAUGAUUGGAAAAAGGGCACACAACCUAUACAGCACAGUAUAUUUCUUUUUGAUGAAAAUGCUCCUCAUGCUUCUAACCCUCUGUCUUUCUCAGGCCUAUUCAUCACCCUCGUGGCCAUGCUCAUAUAGCAGCUUUUGUAAGCCAUGACAGUAAGUUCUCUUUUAGCCUGACCAGGAAAGGGUGACAUUCAUUUGCAUAAUGUAUUAGUUUUAGACAAGGACAACAUUAGUACUGUUCUCUGGUUGCUUACAUUGCAUUUGCAUUUCCAUGUUUCAAGUGAUAGAUAAGAGGAGUAUCUAUUCUAUUGCAGUGCCAAAUAACUAUUUUCUCAGAAUGAUACACUCCCAAAUAGAGGUUUUCACUGUCCCAUUCCACCUGACUGAAUGUGAGCUGGGUUUCAUCAUUGCGUUGCAGCGUACAACUUCUCCCAUCGGAUAGACCAUCUGUCUUUUGGAGAAGAGAUCCCUGGCAUCAUCAAUCCUCUGGACGGAACAGAGAAAAUCACCACAAACCGUAAGUUACUGCUCCUCCUCACUGAGACCAGGAAGUAAACACAUUAAUAUGUUCUUAUCAAACCUCAUUCAGCUGUUACUCAAUCUGCAGCUAUGACUACAGAAUGGUAGAGCAGUAAGCCACUGUACAUUGAGGUGCUUUGUAGCAACAGUAUUGUGUUGUGAAUAAGCCACACUGUCAAAACCCUUACUGUUUGUAGGCUGAUUAUGUACAUGAGCUCUGAUCCACAUUUUGGUAUUUGGUAUUUUAUUAGGAUCCCCAUUAGCUGUUGCAAAAGCAGCAGCUACUCUUCCUGGGGUCCACACAUAACAUGAAACAUGACAUAAUACAGAACAUUAAUAGACAAGAACAGCUCAAGGACAGAACUACAUACAUUUAAAUCAAACCUCACUUCCAGCCUAUUCUGCUCAGCAUGGCGUCAUGAGUUUGCACAGAGAAAAUGUAGCUAUUUGUAUCCAUUUGAAGUGGAUUUACUGCAGGCUUGCUUUCAUUCACUUGCUGUUCAAAGCAGUCUAGUUUCUCCUGGGGAAAGAACUGAAGCCCCCUAUUUCACCUUUUCUAGAAGAAGUAUUCUGUGUAGUCCGUCACAAGAUGGAUGUGUUAAAAGGCUUUGUUCUUUGUCUUAUUGUUUCAGAUAAUCAGAUGUUCCAGUAUUUCAUUACGGUGGUACCUACCAAACUGCACACGUCCUCUGUGACGGAGAGGGUAAGUCCUGCGCUGUCUGAUUUAGGCACAGAUCUAGGAUCAGCUUACCUUCCCCAAAUCCUCAUAUUAACCAUCAGGGGGAAAGGAAUCCUAUUCCGUGUUGACCAUGAUGGAGGAUGCUUCAGUUGGUUCAGAUGAUGGAUCAGUCUCCUCAUCCAUCCAUCCAGUCCAUUCAGCUCCCUCUGCUGGCUGCCAAAAGUUAGUUCUAGAUCUGCUGCAUAACACCACCACACAACCUGAGACAGUCAUAGAUUUCUCUCUUACAAACACACAUAUUCACAUACACAAAGGCUAGAUGCUAGAAAGGCCGGUGUGUGUGUUUGUAAAGGAGAGAUUGACCACCCCACUCUACCUACCCUCUGUCUGGUCUAGGAACGGGUGAUCAACCAUGCGGCGGGCAGCCACGGUGUGUCUGGGAUCUUUAUGAAGUACGACACCAGCUCUCUGAUGGUGACGGUCAGUGAGCAGCACAUGCCCCUCUGGCAGUUCCUGGUACGACUCUGUGGCAUCAUCGGGGGUAUCUUCUCCACCACAGGUCCAGACAACACUCACUCUUACCACCUAGUGUCAUGGGCAGACCUCAUACUGUUCAUGUCUCACAAAUCAUUUGCAGCCUGAUACUGUGCCACGUUAGAGAAAUGCAUUUAUCUUCUCUCUCUCCCACAGGCAUGAUCCAUGGGUUUGUUGGCUUCUGUUUGGACAUAGUCUGCUGUCGCUUCAAACUAGGCCCAUAUAAACCUAGAGUGGUGAGCCCAGUCUUCUUUAUUGCUACUGAAACUAUGUAGCAAAAUGAUGGUAAAUCCUUAAAUGUACUAGUUCCUCUCUACAUUUUCUCUAUAUCCAGGUGGUUCUCCCAGAUGCUCAUGUGA
Messenger RNA from Coregonus sp. 'balchen', 4705 nucleotides. The record is from the annotation of a GenBank genome assembly. NCBI's taxonomy places the organism in Eukaryota, Metazoa, Chordata, Actinopteri, Salmoniformes, Salmonidae.